This is a messenger RNA of Pseudopodoces humilis (Tibetan ground-tit), 1974 nucleotides long. RefSeq names its product 5-hydroxytryptamine receptor 2A (gene HTR2A). Gene Ontology annotation, molecular function: G protein-coupled serotonin receptor activity; neurotransmitter receptor activity. Gene Ontology annotation, biological process: phospholipase C-activating serotonin receptor signaling pathway; response to xenobiotic stimulus; G protein-coupled receptor signaling pathway, coupled to cyclic nucleotide second messenger. Gene Ontology annotation, cellular component: plasma membrane; dendrite. Lineage: Eukaryota; Metazoa; Chordata; Aves; Passeriformes; Paridae. The record is from RefSeq and is a predicted model, not a curated record.
UUCUGGCAUGGAGAGUUGAGGAAUAUAAUGCCCAAUGGUGACAAAGGGUGAUAAUUUCCUGUUUUUCACAAUUUAUCUUUGUGGUUUUGGACUUAGCAAUGGAUAUUCUUUGUGAUGGAGAGAGCUCUGUGAACCCAACUGCAAACUCCUUCAUACAAAUAAAUCACGAGAGAAGAUUCUACAGAAAUGUUUAUGGAGCUGGAGAAAUUAAUAUAUCACAUCUCUGCAACCUGACUGUGAACUCUGACAACCUAACCAAUCUUUCAUGCGAAAGUAACAUGAGCCCACCGUGCUGCCCUUCGCAGAAAAACUGGCCGGCUUUGCUGACAGUGAUAGUGAUUGUUUUAACCAUUGCUGGAAAUAUUCUUGUCAUCAUGGCUGUUUCACUGGAGAAAAAACUACAGAAUGCCACUAACUAUUUUCUAAUGUCACUUGCAAUAGCUGAUAUGCUGCUGGGUUUCUUUGUCAUGCCUGUGUCCAUGUUAACCAUACUGUAUGGAUACGAAUGGCCUCUACCUAGAAAGCUCUGUGCCAUUUGGAUCUACUUGGACGUGCUCUUCUCCACGGCGUCCAUCAUGCACCUCUGUGCCAUCUCACUGGAUCGCUACAUUGCCAUCCGAAACCCCAUCCACCACAGCCGCUUUAACUCAAGAACGAAGGCUUUUGCCAAAAUAAUUGCUGUUUGGACCAUAUCAGUUGGUAUCUCCAUGCCUGUACCUGUCUUUGGACUACAAGAUGACUCCAAAGUAUUUAAGAAAGACAUUUUUAAGAAAGACAUCUGCUUACUCGCAGAUGAAAAUUUUGUUCUAGUAGGUUCUUUUGUGGCAUUCUUCAUCCCUCUAACCAUCAUGGUAGUCACUUACUUUUUAACUAUCAAGUCGCUGCAAAAGGAAGCUAUGCUAUGUGUGAAUGACAUUGGCCCUAAGACCAAGUUUACUUCAUUCAGCUUCCUCCCUCAGAGUUCCCUGUCCUCAGAGAAACUCUUUCAGCGCUCCUUGAACAGAGAUACAGGGACUUCAGGGAGGAGAACAAUGCAAUCCAUCAGCAAUGAGCAGAAGGCUUCCAAGGUCCUUGGCAUUGUCUUCUUCCUGUUUGUUGUGAUGUGGUGCCCAUUUUUCAUCACCAAUGUGAUGGCUGUUAUUUGCAAGGAGUCAUGCAAAGAAGAGGUCAUUGGAGGGCUUCUUAACAUAUUUGUUUGGAUUGGCUACCUUUCUUCAGCUGUCAACCCACUCGUGUACACGUUGUUCAACAAAACCUACCGCUCAGCUUUCUCUCGCUACAUCCAGUGUCGCUACAAGGAGGAGAAGAAACCUUUCCAGCUGAUUUUAGUGAACACUAUCCCAGCACUUGCAUAUGACUCCAGCCAGCUCCAGCUAGCACAAAUGAAGAGCUUGAAAAAAGAGGCGAAAAUGAUGGCUAAGGAUUACUCGACGGUCACGAUAGGAGCACAUCGUUUAGAUGGUACCUCCAAGGGAAGUAUCGGCCCAGGGAACGAAAAGGUUAGUGGUGUGUGAUGGUCAGCAGCUGCCAUGACAACCACUGUGUGUGUGCUGAAAAUUUCACCUGCUGUGAGAAGCUCUGAUAGCUUAGGAAAAUCAGCUGUGUCCAAGAGACCUUCCGACAACAUCAUAUACUCCUCCCAUUAUCCUGUGUAUGAAAAGCAGGGUUGAAAGGGUAUCAAAUGUGCAAUUUUUUUUCAUACAGUACUUUGGCUGUUUUAAGCACAGGCUUUAUUAAACUUAUUUUUUUAAUAUUCUAAAGAAUAUAUUUCUUAAAGAAAAAAAUGCAAUUUCUGUAUUAUAAUAUGGGCUAUGAAGAAACCUACACAAUUCUUUUCUCUUUGCCAAUGAAAGCUAAGCUGUCCUUUGAUGUUCUUGCAGAGUAGGCUCCAGCUAGUUUGUCUUGCUACAAUUGAGUUUUGUUAUCAUUAACUGAAUGAGCACUUUAUGGAAUUUUAAAUAAUAUGACGGUUCA